AUGACAGAAACUCGGUCCUCGCAAGCUGGUCUGGAGGAUCCGGAUCAGCAAGCUCGGGGCCAUGUCUCAAAAAAUACCAAGCGGGAUGUAGAUCGGUCCGAAGAGUCAUUACAACCGUCUGCGUCAAACGACCAACCCGAGUCCCGUCCAUCGAAAUCAUCUACCAAACAGGCGCCUCCUAUCACCGAUGUCUCAGAAGCAGCCGCAACAUUCCGCCAGGCCUUUCCCAGCCUAUACGGUGCCCGUACCCCAUCGAAUCGUUCGUCGUCUAGUUCCCUGCAAGCCCUCAACGAAGACACCGUGGUCGAUGUCCGAUCGGAAAAUGGAAGCAUUGGAAGGAGUCCGCGUCGGACAUCGAGACAAUCGGAGAAUGAGCUGCCGGUGUACCCCGAUCAAUCCUAUGCAUCCCUCCAGUCACAAGUGCAUCCCACCUGGCAACCACCCUACGUCGCACCAGAUCCGCGGCCCAGACACUCUUACGCUAGUGGUGUACGGACUGCGGGCAACACUCCUUUAUCCAGUCCCGGACUGUUUUCUAUGAGAUAUCCUCCCCGUCACAUUGGAACGCCAUCCGCAUCUGAUGAUUCCAUUUCUACUGGAAGCUCCCUGCUUCACCCCUCACAUCUUCAACCACCCAAAGAAACCCACACAGCCGAAGUGGAUCGUGACACGGUCACAGGAAACAAGGUCAUCAAUCAAUACGAAAUCCUAGAAGAACUUGGACGUGGCGAACACGGAAAAGUAAAACUUGGCCAGCAUGUUGCGACCGGGCAGAAAGUCGCUAUCAAGAUUGUCCAGCGAUACUCCACCCGUCGCCGGUUGGGCAAGUUGGGCAACCCGGAAGACAAAGUGAAAAAGGAAGUCGCCAUCCUGAAGAAGGCGAGACAUCCAAAUGUUGUCAGCUUGCUUGAAGUCAUCGACGACCCAAACCGGCAAAAAGUCUACAUUGUGUUGGAAUACGUUGAGAAUGGUGAGAUUGUCUGGCGCAAAAAGGGGCUUCGAGAAAUUGUCCAUGUCGACAAACUGCGUCUUGACCGAGAGAAGAAUGGAAUUCCAGACACACCUGCGUUCUUGGAAGAGAGUCAUCAGUUUAUUCGAACUGCACAGCAUCUGCGGCGUCAACGGGAAAGGGCCCGCGAGCGGGUGGAAGCACAGGCUGCCGAUGCCCAGCAAGGCCCGAUUCCCGCUUGGAGUCUGGAGCACGGCGCCGAAUCAGAAGACGAGGAGGACGAGGAAACCGGCCUCCCGAUCAGGAGAUCGUCCAGCCGCUCUAUUGCGGUGACAGAUGAGUCCAGCCCGUCUUCUGCGCUAGAUGCAUCCGUGAAUGCUGUUGAGGGUACCAUGUAUGGUGCCUAUUCAGACUUUCCGUUCGAAAGACGUUUCAGCAACGCUUCCAGCAGUUUUGGCUAUGCACCCUCUGAGCCUGAGUGGUCUGCGGAGGGCGAUGACAUGGCGUAUGUCCCCUGUUUGACCAUUGGCGAAACCCGCAGCGCUUUCCGGGACUCAGUACUUGGUCUCGAGUAUCUCCAUUAUCAGGGCAUCAUUCACCGCGACAUCAAGCCAGCCAAUUUACUCGUCACCAGUAGCCAUCGGGUAAAGAUCUCUGACUUCGGUGUCUCUUACCUGGGACGACCAAUGCGCGACGAGGAAGAGGAAAAUGUUGGUGAGACCGAUGCUACUGAAUUGGACGACGCUCGUGAAUUGUCAAAGACUGUCGGAACGCCCGCAUUCUACGCCCCUGAACUAUGCUACACCGGUGACGACUUUGUAGAAACCAUUGGGUCCAUUCCCAAGAUCACGGGUGCGAUCGACGUUUGGUCGCUUGGUGUGACGUUGUACGGAAUGAUCUUUGGCCGUCUGCCAUUUGUUUCAGAUGAUGAGUACAGCAUGUUUCAGACCAUUGUGAAGAAAGAAGUUUUCAUCCCAAGGAAGCGCCUUGUGCCCGUCGUCGACGAUGCCUGUGACUCCAAUCAGUGGAAUCUCCGGAACAGCGAUGAACUUAUUUAUGAAGAUAUUGAUGAUGAAUUAUACGACCUGUUGAGACGGCUUUUGACUAAAGACCCAGUCAAGCGAAUCACCUUGAAGGAGAUCAAGCACCACCCUUGGACCCUCCAUGGCCUUCCUAACCCUCGGAUCUGGAUCGAGGAGAGCGACCCUGGCUUCCAAAGCAAGGGCAAGCGAAUUGAAGUCUCGAAUGAAGAGGUUACCAGUGCCGUCAGCAAGGUUCCAUUCAUCCAACGUGUUCGGUCUAAUGUUGCCAAAUGGUUCACUGGUCGGUCCAAGGACAAAGAACCUCGCAAGCGCACGUCUAGUACGACGCCAUCAACCGAGACCCUUUCAUCUGCCUCAAGCAACAGCACGUUUGGGAAGACCUCCCGUGACAGUCGUCGGUCCAGUCUGCGAGGGGAUGAAGAUCUUUUCCGGCCGCUUAAAUUCGGCAGUCAUGGACACCCGCUUGCCCAGAGUGUCACCGCAAGCCCAGUGGACGAAGGGGAUUGGCAAUCUUACUUCGACGCUACACCAGCUUCACUUAAGCUCGCUGCUGCCAAACUUCCCCCCGCUCCACCUCCAACGGUCCCACAGCGACCUGGUCCUCCUCGGCGCGCAAAGUCCUCAAUGUCUACGGCAGAAUCCACAAAGACGGUCAAGCCACCCAACUUCGAUGUUCCUUUGACCGUUCGACCCCGCUCAGGCGUGCAUUCCUCUAUCAUUGAAGCUUUAAACCAGACCAAUUUCGGUAGUCUUUUCAGUGGAGCCACUCGUCGGGCUUCACGAGGCAGUCGCAGUCGGCGCACAUCACCCUCCGGUGAGACGGGAUCCCUACGUGGAGAGGCAGAGCGCACUCCUGAGACUAGCACAGCAGAACCCAGCAUCGCUGUCAGCAAUGCAUCUGCUCAAGGCCAAGUGCGAACCCCCGGUCUGUGGCAUGACGAGGACAAUUCUUCUACUGGAAAGUUGGCCCCGAUCCACGCCCACCGCCGCAACCGAUCCUCCCAGCUUGAGGGCAAGUCAUCCGCAGAGUCAUUUCAUCUCACCCGGGACGCUCUCCUGCGCCGCAGACGGAGCGAUAUCGAGCCUAGCGAAGGCGGUACUCUCCGCGUGGAUUACGCAAUGUACUCUACCGAAUCACUCCUCCUGCCACCAAUUAAUCCACCCACCAACCAAUGUCCCGAAAACACCAUUAAUGGGCUGACCUCCACCCCGGCCACCAUUUCGUCCUCUUCGGCCGACGACUUCACUAGCGGCAUGUCGCAAAGCGCCUCCCACCCCAGCAUCCCAUCCGUCAUCUCCAACGCCUCCUCUCUCUCCGGCGACGGUCACUCGUGCAAAGACAAGGAUCUACACGAAGUCCCCUCCAUCCUCCGCACCGGCGAAACCGUCAAACCCGGUCGCUCAGACUGCCCCAAACCCUCCGAAGAGGAUGAUGCCCGCUACUACUGCGACGACGAAGACGAGGACUCAGAAGAGGAGGUCCUCAUGAUUGGAAAACGCAAGCCCCCACCCAAGGCAGCGGAUCCACCACCCUCGAACUGA
This is a messenger RNA of Penicillium soppii, 3534 nucleotides long. Its product is annotated as putative serine/threonine protein kinase. Gene Ontology annotation, biological process: intracellular signal transduction; protein phosphorylation. Gene Ontology annotation, cellular component: cytoplasm. The record is from RefSeq and is a predicted model, not a curated record. The coding region runs from base 1 to 3534 and encodes 1177 amino acids. Gene Ontology annotation, molecular function: ATP binding; protein serine/threonine kinase activity. Lineage: Eukaryota; Fungi; Ascomycota; Eurotiomycetes; Eurotiales; Aspergillaceae. The transcript has a single exon.